UUAAUUACAACUAAAAUUCCAAUGAAAUUCUACUCUACUUCCUUGUUACAACUUUUCAUUAUAUCAAGUUGUAUAGUGUAUGGUAAAGUUACAAGUCAUGAAGUAACAUUUUAUGUGCAAAAUAAAUGUGCAUUCCCGAUUUGGCCGUCGGUCGCCCCAAACUCCGGCCUUCCGGUGCUAGCUUCUGGUGGAUUUUACCUGCCAUGUGGAGGUAUUAAACGUAUCGAUGCUCCUUGGGGUUGGAGUGGUCGCAUUUGGGCUAGAACGGGAUGUGACUUCACUUCAAACUGGAAACAAGCUUGUGAAACAGGUGAUUGUGAUGGACAGUUGGAGUGUAAUGGAUUGAUCGGAAAACCUCCGGCAACACUUGUCCAAAUUGCGGUACAAACCGACAAAUCGAAACCUAAUUUCUACGAUGUAAGCCUCGUGGACGGUUAUAAUCUCCCCGUUGCCGUGAACUCCAAACCCAUGUCAUCCAAAUGCACCAUCUCAGGCUGCCAUAAAGAUCUCAAAACCACAUGUCCUCAAGAACUACAGGUUUUGAACGAAGAAGGACGAAUCGUGGCGUGCAAGAGUGCAUGCUUAGCGUUUGAUAACGACAGGUUUUGCUGCCGGAACGCGUAUGGAACGCCCGGAAAGUGCAAAAGAACUACCUACUCCAUGUUGUUCAAAGAGGCUUGUCCCAAUUACUAUAGUUAUGCCUACGACACACCUCCUCCUUUGGUCACUUGCUCCGCCAAAGAAUACCUUAUCACAUUUUGUCCAUCAAGUUGGGGUCACAGUUCCACGUAAAUUAAAACCUCUAAUAUAAGUUGAUUCAUGUACAAUAUCAAUGUUACUUAAAAGUUCAAAGUAUGAUUUUAUACUCAUAAACGUAUGGUUCGUAUAGUUCUCAUAGAUUCUCUGUUUUUUUCUCUCUUUAUUGGGCCUUGUAGUCCCAAGUGUGUGAUAACAUGAUGUGAGAUUGUGUUAUGGACCGGUGAUCAUAUUAUUAUGGAAAUGGAAGUGCUAAUAACCAAAAUAAAAUAAGUUUGGGUUUCACUUUAA
Capsella rubella is the source of this 1047-nucleotide messenger RNA. RefSeq names its product thaumatin-like protein. NCBI's taxonomy places the organism in Eukaryota, Viridiplantae, Streptophyta, Magnoliopsida, Brassicales, Brassicaceae. The coding region runs from base 22 to 792 and encodes 256 amino acids. The transcript is spliced from 4 exons. Gene Ontology annotation, biological process: defense response. Gene Ontology annotation, cellular component: extracellular region. The record is from RefSeq and is a predicted model, not a curated record.